Mollisia scopiformis is the source of this 1821-nucleotide messenger RNA. RefSeq lists its product as uncharacterized. Bases 1 to 1821 code for a protein of 606 amino acids. NCBI's taxonomy places the organism in Eukaryota, Fungi, Ascomycota, Leotiomycetes, Helotiales, Mollisiaceae. The transcript has 7 exons. The record is from RefSeq and is a predicted model, not a curated record.
AUGUUUCAACCCACGAGCCGCACAUUCAAUCAAGGCCCAGCAGAUGUAGCACAGCCCAGCGUCUCCAAUUUUGAAUUCAUAAAUACUGAAGGAUCCAAACCUAAGGCUCCUCCAAGUGCACGCCGUGCAGCUCGUGUGCAUGUAAUGCGUAGGUACCACAACGAGAAACGCAAUAAGAACAAUCCCACUCCUGCAUCUCGCCAAGGAGAAACUACUCCACAACCACUGAUAUUGCCUCUGCGGAGCUCUCCCCGCCUUUUAACGACUCCACAACCAGCGGCUCCAUUUGGUACAACGCAGGAACAACGUUCAAUCGAGUCAGAGCUAUCGCAGAGAAUCGUAAUUCCAGCUCUCUGGAGAGGGUGGUGUCAAGGAUGUCUGAAAUUAAUACCACCGAAUCAUCGUUGGUUGGUACCUGAAGCUUCCCUUUUGGGGCAAUGCACCUGCAUGCACCCAUCAAUCCCACAUGGACUAGAGCCAGCGCCUCAGAGCUCGUUCCCAGUUGAUCCAAAGUUAGUCACGUUGCUUCAAUUCUCCAUCAGUGGUGUGGCUCGGGCUAUCGUGCCUAUGGGUUUACAGGGAGAAACCUCUUGGUUCGCACAAGCAUUGAAAGAGCCGGCAUGUUUUCAUGGGACACUUCUCCUCGGUGUUACAUUCAAUGCUCUUCUCAGGAACUUCACAACGAUGCCACCGGAAUGCUUCUAUCAUUACGAUGAAGCUAUAAAAUACACUAGCGCCAAGAUUGAGAAGGCAGAUGAUCAGCUGGAAGAAGGGACUGUUGCAGCUGUAGCCUGUUUGGCAGCUUUUGAGACCGUCAUCAAUCACAACAAUACCAGCGAAUCGGUGCAUCUGAACGGACUUGAGAAAGUCAUAAACUUGCGAAGAUCUCGUCUAUUACUUGGGUUGUCUGAUUAUCUGCAGAAGUUUAUUUCGUGGGUCGAUACAUGUCAUGCGGUAGCUAAUAUAACUCGUCCACGCUUUCUGUCAAUUCAGAUGAACAAAACUAUACCCCUGAAUCCGACUUUCGAGCAGGAAGAUGUAGUCAAGAAUUGCAUAGAGAAAGAGUGGGGUCCAGAGUUCCCCUUGACUGACAUCAAGAUGUAUGAAGGGAUGGACUCCUCCAUGGCAAUUCUCUUUCACCGACUCCGUCAACUCUGCGCCCUCGCUACUCGCUAUUGCGGAAUGAAACUUGAUCCUGUUCACCAAAGACAAUUUACCGAGGGCUUGUUGAUACUCGAACGCCAAGUCGUUACAAGCAUCUGGAGCAUGUCGUCCAACAAUCGCCGUCAGCGGGGAGAGGACAACUCUGUGAAAGCAUGUGCUCGUUCGUGGCAUAGCUCUGUCCUCACUUUUAUCCAUGUCUUUCUCAGACACACUGCUCCAAGUGCCUGGAGGGUUACUGUUGACAAAGUCGCAGCGAGGGUCAGAUACUCUUUAAGGAUUCUCUCGCCCACAGAGUUAUGGGUCAACUUUCCUCCCAAAUUGUUGCUCUGGGUAUUGGUCGUUGCUGGUGUUGCUGCAGCUGAUCAUCCUGCCAGGAAGUGGCUGAUGGUGUUGUUGAGUCAACUAAGGGCCGGUCAAGGAUUAGCAAAUUGGGAUGAAGCACUACUGAUAUUGAAGGAGUAUGCGUGGGUAGACGAAUUCUGCACAGAACCGUGCAAGAAGUUCUUUGAAGAGUCUACUUUUGGCAUUGAGACCGACGAGAGACAGCAACAGGGGACAGCAUUCACAGAAGAGCUUCCACCCGAUGUUCUGGAGAGAUGUACGAAGAAAUGCUAUCCUUUGGGCUGCGUUCCUGAGAACGAGUUUUGUGACAAAUAA